AUGGAUCAGCUUCCAAAAUGUGAUGCAAACUAUGUUUCUCUCACUCCCAUAAAUUUCUUGACGAGAGCCGCCAAAGUUUAUGGCAAUCGCCUCUCUGUUGUAUACGAGGGAACCCAUUUCACAUGGCAGCAAACAUAUGAGCGUUGCCUCCGCCUUGCCGAUUCUCUCCGUUCCUUUAAUAUUGCCAAAAACGAUGUUGUAAGUUUCGGUGUUGGCUCCGAACAUUCCAGCUCUGUACGAGAUGCACUUUGCAGUGCCCAUGGCAGGGGGGUCAUCAGCGCCAUCAACACCAGGCUAAAUCCAGAUCACGUAGCCACCAUUCUGCGCCACUCAGAAGCAAAGGUCUUCUUUGUGGACUACCAAUUUGUGCAUUUGGCACGUCAGGCCCUCCAAAUACUGAUGACAAGUGAAUCUAUUUCAUCCAAAUUAGUUCUCCCUUCAGUCGUUCUCAUUGAUGACAUUGAGUCACCGACUGGUGCCAUUUUCGGUGAAUGGGAGUAUGAACAACUUGUCAGCAAGGGCAAUCCAGGGUACACCCCUUGCGAAAUCCAAGAUGAAUGGGACCCCAUAGCCUUGAAUUACACAUCUGGAACAACAUCAGAGCCGAAAGGAGUUGUCUAUAGCCACAGAGGUGUCUUCCUUGGUUCCCUUGGCAUAAUUAUUGGCUGGGAAAUGGCGAGCGAACCUGUGUAUAUGUGGUCUCUUCCUAUGUUCCACUGCAAUGGUUGGACCUUAGCGUGGGGCAUCGCGGCACGAGGUGGAACGAACGUUUGCCUACGCAAUACCACAGCUAAAGACAUGUACAGGAACAUUGCUCAACACAAGGUGACUCACAUGUGUUGUGCGCCCAUCGUUUUCAACAUCCUCCUUGAAGCAAAACCUGACGAGCGUAGACAAUUCACUUCUCCUGUCCAAAUACUUGUCGGUGGGGCACCACCACCUGCCUCGCUGCUUGAAAAGAUGAAACCGUUAGGAUUCCAUGUCACUCAUUCCUAUGGCCUCACAGAGGUGGGACCAGCCCUUGUGUGUGAGUGGCAGGCCAAGUGGAACAAUCUUCCAAGCGAAGAUCAGUCAAAAAUCAUGGCCAGACAAGGGAUUAACACAGUAGCUCUGGCUCAUAUGGAUAUAAAAGAUUUGAAUUCAAUGACUAGCGUGCCUUGGGAUGGCAAAACAAUGGGAGAAAUUGUUCUGAAGGGAAGCACUGUCAUGAAAGGAUAUUUCAAGGACCCAAAGGCCACUGCGAAAGCAUUCAAGAACGGAUGGUUUGCUACAGGCGAUAUUGGAGUCAUGCAUCCUGACGGAUACUUGGAAAUCAAGGACAGAUCAAAAGAUGUGAUUAUAUCUGGUGGUGAAAAUAUCAGCAGUGUAGAAUUAGAGUCGGUUCUUUACAGCCAUCCAAGAGUUCUGGAGGCAGCUGUAGUGGCCAUGCCACACCCAGUUUGGGGAGAAAGUCCUUGUGCUUUUCUUGCCAUUAAAAAGAACUCAGAAGGGAAAUCUGAUGAUGUUAAAGAAGCUGAUAUCAUUGCUUAUUGCAGGAAAAAGCUUCCCCAUUAUAUGGUUCCAAAGAAGGUGGAGUUCAUGCCUGGGUUACCCAAGACUUCAACAGGAAAAGUUCAGAAAUUCCAGUUAAGGGAUUUGGCAAGAACUUUUGUGGUCUCAGAGAAAUUUCCUAGCAAGAAAACUGCCCAAGGACAUCAGGCUCAGCCAGCUCGUGUUGCUUUGUCUCGUCUUUGA
Messenger RNA from Dovyalis caffra, 1734 nucleotides. Lineage: Eukaryota; Viridiplantae; Streptophyta; Magnoliopsida; Malpighiales; Salicaceae. The record is from the annotation of a GenBank genome assembly.